CAGCAGCAAACCAUUCCCAAGGCUCACCAGAGCUUGAUCAGAGAAGCCUUUCAACCUUCUUUCAGUGGUGUUAGACUGUUGCUUCCUUCCCUUGUCCAGCGGUUGCUUCCACCUCGAUCUGCCUUGUGCUUUUCGCCUCUGGCAUCCUUUGGUGUGUAGCGUCUGGGUUUGAGCGUCUUACGUGAUCGGGACAGAGUAGAUUCCUGAUCGAUAGAAACGGUUAUUUAUUCCCAGUGUGGGCAGGAUACGGUCUCCUUGCCAUGAGCCCGAACGUAGCCACGAUACCGAGUACGAACGUCCAGAACGGCAUGGACGGAUCGGACCCCAAAAGCACGGUCGUUCGCCGAAGCGCCGGUCAAGCCGUUCAGGACGAGUUUAAAGACGGCUUUAAAUACACCCCGCAAGACGCUGAAAACGAGGCCGAGUUAACUAAGCGUCUGGAGAGCGACGGCAUGGAGAUCCGCGAUAUGGUGAAACCACGGCCGAUGCGUUUAUCGGAUCUGCUCAUCGUGUACUGCUACCACAUGAUUCCGUUCACGCUUAUGCCCAUCGUCAACACCCUCCUCAACUUCUAUUUCGCCUACCAACUGCUCGGCUGGUGGGGUCCCCUCAUUGCAACGAUCGUUCUCCUCAUCCUGGCGGUGUGCCCGCCCUACUACAACCGCUCCAUUCGCCGCCGCCUCGUCUUUCUGUACGAGGCCCUGGCAUAUUACAUGAAGCGAGUGCGCUACAUCGCGCCCAAGGACCUCAUCCCCGAUACUGCGUACAUCUACGCGUUCCAUCCGCACGGCCGGAUGUUCUACACCAACACCAUGAUGAUUCAGACCAACUACGAGUGGAGAAAAAACUUCUGCCCCAAAGGUGACUUCUUUGCCGGAGCAGCCGCGGGGUUCUACUCUGUGCCUGUGCUGCGCAACCUGCUGUACCUGCUAGGCACCAUGCCCGCCAGCGAAUCUAACAUUCGGAGAGAGCUGAGGCAGAAGAACCAUGUAGCCAUUGUGAUUGGUGGCCUGAAAGAGGUGUGCCUUGGCACCACUUCCCACACCGACACACUCUAUCUUAUGAAGCGGAAGGGGUUUGCACGCAUAGCCGUGCAGGAGAAGGUGGGCGUCAUCCCCAUCUACUGCUUCAACGAGAACCAGCUCUUCAAGCAUGACCCGGUGUGGUUCCUUCAGUUCUGGGAGAAGGUCAACCGCCACGUGAACAUCGGGGUGCCCUUCAUGAGGGGCGUCUGGAACCUCACUCUGCCAUUCCGAAAGGAUCUACUGGUGGUUGUGGGCAAGCCACUGUUCCCAGAGGAGGGAGAGUCCGUGGACGACUUUCAUGCUCGCUAUGUUACCGCCAUCACUCAGCUCUUCCAUAAGUAUGUUGGGCUCUCGGCGCAGCCCAACCAGAAGUUGGUCAUAGUGUGAGUUCACUUAGGUUCAUAAAAGUUGAUACGACCAUACCUACGUAGACUAGGCCUUGUUUGAUUAUAUUUCGGCUCCUGCUGUAUGGAUGAAAGUGGCGUAGAGCCAGAAGCUGGUACUCGUGCUAUGGCUAGAUUUAUGUUUCCUUAAUAUAAAUGUGAUGUUAGUUAGCUUAAAAAUUUGUGGGGCUCAUUCAGUAUCCCC
Molecule: messenger RNA, 1613 nt
Organism: Closterium sp. NIES-67
Lineage: Eukaryota; Viridiplantae; Streptophyta; Zygnematophyceae; Desmidiales; Closteriaceae
Source: the annotation of a GenBank genome assembly